Molecule: messenger RNA, 2161 nt
Organism: Wallemia mellicola CBS 633.66
Lineage: Eukaryota; Fungi; Basidiomycota; Wallemiomycetes; Wallemiales; Wallemiaceae
Exons: 2
Coding region: 362-2074 (570 amino acids)
Biological process (GO): copper ion import; iron ion transport; intracellular iron ion homeostasis
Cellular component (GO): plasma membrane
Molecular function (GO): ferric-chelate reductase activity
Source: RefSeq, a predicted model, not a curated record
GGACAGGAAAAAAUAAAACAUCUUAAAUAGCGAAUAGAUAUAGUAUUUUAUUUUAUACCAUUUUACCACCAAUCCUGCUACUACGGAAGAUAUAAGCUUAAGGAUGCUUAUGAUCGUCACCACGUCGGACGGAUCUGAUUUGAAGAAUACGUAUAGUACUACCAUCGAUACUAUGUCAUUAUCAACGUUCUAUCUAGCCAUAGAGAUGAUCAAUAAUCUAGUAAGAGAUGAAAUUACCUUCGGCACACCCUAGAAACUGCAAUAGAACACACACUUAUAUGUACUUACACAGUCAGAAUUUUCGCGUCCCCUUAUUAGUAAAUUUGACAGCCCAUCUUACUUGGCGACAUCGUUCAUCGAAAUGGCAGUUUGUAUACCGGGGUACACGGAAUGCCACACAACCGACGAGAGGAAAGCCGCAUCAAUUGAUAAAGAUAAUUGGUGGGUGGCUGAAAAGUAUGCAUUGGGUAUAGCAAUGGGUUAUACAGCUAUACUCAUAAUAGUAAUCAUUGUUCAAUAUGUCAAAUACUUAUCGUUCUCGAAAAGAAUGAUGAGGGGCACGUCUCUUGGCUUUUUCAAUAGAAUAGCGGCGUUUUGUCGUGCGAUGCACUACAAUCGUCUUAGACUUGGUGGCUUUUACUUUCCAUAUACUUUCCCAAUGCUCUUGUUGUCAUUUUUCUUUAUCUGGACAACAGUGUGGUCAUUUGCAGUUUUCCCAUACUAUCGAGCGGGCAUAGAAUGGGGAUCACCACCUCUAGGCGUCAGAUCAGGCUGGAUGGCACUCGGUUUGAUCGUCCCUGUUUUCGCUAUGGGUUCACGUGUAAACCCAAUCAGUUUUCUUACAGGAAUCAGUCAUGAGCGUCUACAAGUGUAUCACCAAUAUGGCGCACAAAUAAUACUUUUCUUGUCAGUAGUUCACACCAUUCCUUUUAUAAUCGAACCUUAUCAACAAGGAUAUCAGCUUGGGGGCACAAAAUUGGCUAGAUUCUUCCUCAAGAAGUACUACGAUGGAACUGAACAAUUCUGGAAUGGCAUACCACCAUUAGUUGCACUCAUUUGGAUUGUGAUUUCAAGUAUGGGAUAUUUCAGAAAAUUGAAUUACGAGUUCUUUGUUAUACAACAUGUCGUUUCAACAAUAUUCUUUCUUGUUUGGAUGUUCAUCCACGUUGAUGUUAUGUACCCGGCAACAUGGCAUCAUAUGUUUAUGGCCACUGGUGUACUUAUCUGGUCAUGGGUUGGCAGAAUACUCAUAACAUUCUGGGCUAAUGAGUUCAAAUGGCAUGAUGCCCAACUUCACUCCCAUGCGGAUGAUAUUGUUAGAUUACGCAUAAUCACUCCACUUAGAUGGAAGCCAGCUCAAAAUAUUUACCUUCGUUUUCCGACUAUCAACAUAAUUGAAAGUCAUCCGUUUACUAUUUCUUCGAUUCCAUCACUUGAUGUGCAUAGUAAUUCUAACAUAAUGCAAUUGCUUCUGCGAGGCAAAAAAGGUAUCACUGGUAAACUCAACUCGAAGGCACAAUCUGGGAAACAAACCAUACCAGUUUUAAUUGAUGGACCGUACGGUGGUUUGCCAACCCCGUUAGAUGGAUACUCUCGCGUACUCUUGCUAAGUGGAGGAACUGGUGUUAAUGCCAAUAUCAGUAUUUUGCUCGAUCUGAUGAGAAAGAUGGAAAGAUCAGAGACUUUGAUCGAAUAUAUUGAUUUCAUAUGGACAAUCAGAUCGACUGAGUCCCUUGAUUGGUUCAGUCAGACAUUCAAGCAGUUGUCUAGUUACACAAGCUUCGAUAAUCUGAAUAUCACUAUUCACAUCACUGGUAACGCCGACGUUGAGAAGGAAUUGGUACAUGACGACAAAUUCUACAGCUUUGUCAAAGGAAGGCCCGAUGUGAAGAGCAUCAUAAGGAAUACUUCUGCUGCUGCCCAAGGUGGUGAUCUUGCAGUAUCUGUUUGUGGACCAGGCGAUUUCAUGUUUGAUACAAUGAAUGAGUGCUCCUCAAUUGAGCUCAAGAUAGCUACUGGAGAUGAAAAUCUCCCGAGACGACUUUUUGCACACUCUGAGAGUUACGAUUGGUGAAAUAAAUAGACUCAAGGAUUUUUUUGGAAUAAUUUCUUUUCGAACUUUUGUAUAAUUUAGACACACAAUCAUGCAUAUAGAUUAUGC